AUGAAUAGGCAAGGGGGCCAGAAGAUCAAUAAGGUGCGCAACUGCGUGCUCUUGACGCACUUGCCAACGGGUUUGCAGGUGCGCACGCAAAAGACACGAUCACUAGCGGACAACCGUCGCGUUGCUCGUCAAUUGCUACUGCAGAAACUGGACGAUCACGUCAACGGGUCGUUAAGUAAACACAAUGAAAAAAUUGCACAAUUGCGUCGGAAAAAGGCGAAUCGACGAGCUAAGGCCAAGCAAAAGUACGCCACUGCAACAACUGAAGGCGAUGAGCAGGACAUCGGAGACGACGCAGGAGAAGACGACAGCGACAGUGAGGACGAGUGCAUUGAGUUAAUCGAGAGUGCUGAUAUUGACAGUAAGGAGGGAGUGCAAGGAACAAAGCGUUGA
This is a messenger RNA of Hyaloperonospora brassicae, 393 nucleotides long. NCBI's taxonomy places the organism in Eukaryota, Oomycota, Peronosporomycetes, Peronosporales, Peronosporaceae. The record is from the annotation of a GenBank genome assembly.